AUGAUAAGUGCCCUUCAGCUUAACAUGCAAAGGAGCAGGACAGCUGACGGUCUGCUGUACCAAUUCGCAACCGAGCAAGGCGCCGAUAUUUUGCUGCUGAGUGAGCAAUAUCAGAACCGACGCUCUCCUCAGUGGUUUCCUGAUGUUUCUGGGACGGCGGCCAUCUGGGUCCUUGACCCCGGGAAGGUACCUAUCUUAGAUUCCGGUGAGGGAAACGGUUUCGUGUGGCUGCGAAGCAGAGGUUUAACUUUCUUCUCCUGCUACCUUACACCUAACCAGCCCAUAGCAGAGUACCGCCAGAUGGUCGACUCUCUAGAGGACGGGAUCCUGAACGUCGAUGGUGGGGUGAUUGUUUGCGGAGAUUUCAACGCUAGGGCGGUGGAAUGGGGUUCACCCCAAACAAACACAAGGGGACGAUAUGUUUUAGAGAUGGCAGCCAGGCUGGGUCUUCAUGUUCUGAACGUGGGCAAUGUCUCCACUUUCCGUCGCCCUGGAUAUGGAGAGACCAUCCCUGACAUCUCACUGGCAUCUGAAGGCCUAGCCAAUCGGAUUUCUGACUGGCGUGUCUCCGAGGACUACUCUGCAAGUGAUCACCAGGCAAUUGUCUUCGGGGUGCUUCCCGAGCGUAGGCAUCCAUAUGCCAACUCGGCCAACCCGCCUCGACGUUGGAACCUCGGUCGUCUUUGCCGAGACACCUUUCGGGGAUGUAUCGGGGAUCAAACUGUCGGGGACAUCGGAAGUGCCGAAUUUCGUGCCACGUCGACAAUGCGACUCAUUUCAUUGGCGUGCGACUGUUCCAUGCCCAGGAUUUCUGCCCGUCGUGGGAAGAAGGCAGUUUACUGGUUGACACCCGAGAUUGCGGAACUCCGGCGAAGAUGCCUUAGCCUCCGACGAGCAGCGCAGCGUGCCAGAAACCGGCCUGAAGCCAAUGCCAGAUCGGCAGAGCACAAGGCUGCCAGGCGAGAUCUUCGUGGUGCAAUCAACCGGAGUAAGGUCGGGUGCUGGAAGCAACUGUGUCAGGACGUCGACAACAACCCCUGGGGGACGGGUUACAAGAUAGUAACCUAA
Macrosteles quadrilineatus (aster leafhopper) is the source of this 1068-nucleotide messenger RNA. RefSeq lists its product as uncharacterized. The coding region runs from base 1 to 1068 and encodes 355 amino acids. The transcript has a single exon. NCBI's taxonomy places the organism in Eukaryota, Metazoa, Arthropoda, Insecta, Hemiptera, Cicadellidae. Gene Ontology annotation, molecular function: catalytic activity. The record is from RefSeq and is a predicted model, not a curated record.